Elaeis guineensis (African oil palm) is the source of this 705-nucleotide messenger RNA. Lineage: Eukaryota; Viridiplantae; Streptophyta; Magnoliopsida; Arecales; Arecaceae. The record is from RefSeq and is a predicted model, not a curated record.
AUGGCGACGAGGAGGAAGCCGAGCAUGGGCCGUCAGAAGAUUGAGAUCAAGCGAAUCGAGAGCGAGGAAGCCCGCCAGGUGUGCUUCUCGAAGCGCCGCGUCGGGCUCUUCAAGAAGGCCAACGAGCUCUCCAUCCUGUGCGGCGCCGAGAUCGGCGUCAUCGUCUUCUCCCCCGCCGGCCAGCCUUUCUCCUUCGGCCACCCCUCCGUCGACUCCAUCAUCGACCGCUUCCUCUCCGGCGGCCCCUCCCCUCCGACUCUAGCCUCCGCCGACCGCCGCAUGCCGGCGGCGCGCGAGAUGAUGGUCGUCCGCGAGCUCAACCGCCAGUACACGGAGCUCGCGGCCUUGCUGGAGACGGAGAGGAGGAGGAAGGUGGUGCUGGAGGAGGCCGUGAGGGUGAAGCGGGCGGGGGAGGCCGCCUUGUGGGGUGCGAACGUGGACGAGCUCGGCCUGGGGGAGCUCGAGAGGCUGCACAAGUCCUUGGAGAGGCUGAGGAGGGACGUGGCGAGGUGCGCCGACCAGCUCGUCAUCGAGGCCGCGCAUGCUCGGAGCUCCAGCAUCGCAGCGGCGAGUCGCAGUACUGCUCCUCCUCCUCCUCCUGGUAUCCAUCUAGGCUUUGGUCGUGGAUUGGAGGGGAGCAUGGCGUUAAUUCUUCCUCCUCCUCCCACUCCCACUGCCUUUGGUUACGGCCGUGGGCUCUUUUAG